Messenger RNA from Macroventuria anomochaeta, 1705 nucleotides. Its product is annotated as RTA1 like protein. The transcript is spliced from 2 exons. The coding region runs from base 402 to 1463 and encodes 353 amino acids. The record is from RefSeq and is a predicted model, not a curated record. Lineage: Eukaryota; Fungi; Ascomycota; Dothideomycetes; Pleosporales; Didymellaceae. Gene Ontology annotation, cellular component: membrane.
AAUCACAAGCACAGUCCUGCUGAUUGGGUAGGUGUUUGAGUACAGCAAAGUCACAGGCGCAGGUCUGUCAAGUUUUCUGUUGAUUGCAUAACAGGCGCAGCGGAAUCUGCAACUCAGACUUGCCUGGAGCAACCUUGAACGCGCAUCCGUUACCCGUAGUCUCGGCGUCCGCUCUGGCGCCAAGUCUUGCCCUCCACGCUCACAGAAAACAUGAUGCCGCCGGGUCCCUUCGCCUUUUCUUAGCCAUGCUGUUGCGGGUCCCUUGGUCUUCCUCUCCGCUCUCUUACAAGACUAUGCUGCCGCCGCCGCACAAUCUGUGGAGUCUAACGUCCUGGCCAUGAGCGCGACAGCGUCGACAAUUGUGGCAAAGGAUAUACUGCACGCAAAGACAUAGCGGAACGAUGUCUGGGAUGGACCGAAGUGUGAUUGCGCUUCUAGAUUCCCGCGCUGUGGACUUGCCAAAACGAGCGGCUGCCGGGUAUACCCAUGGCGUCCUCAACCCAUACAUCUACGACCCCUCGGUCCCUCUUGCCAGCGUCGGCGCCACAGUCAUCAUACUAAUCUCCAUCCUCUCCAUCUACCAAUAUGUUCGACACCGAGCAUGGUUCUUCUGGGCGGCCAUCAUCGCCAUUCUGAUGCUGGUGCUCGGCCACGUCUGUCGGCUUGUUUCUUCUCUUGAUGAGUUUGAGGAUCUUCCCUUCCUCUUCUCUUGGCUCUUGAUCCUGCUUGCACCUUCCUUCCUGGCUGCCGCCUGCUAUACCGCCUUCUCACGUGUUGUGUGGUUCUCUUGCCCGACGUACGCACUCAACUUCAAGACGCUGUGGUGCUUUCCGAGAUGGAUUACACCAACGUUCGUCAUCUUCGAUCUAUUUUCUUUCCUCAUCCAACUCGUAGGCGCCAGCCAGAUCAGCCGGCAGUACGACAAGGACUCGUCACCAUCACGCUCGAUCGAGGAAUCAGAACGCGAAGCACUACCCGGACGCGUGAUCCUGAUCCUCGGCCUGGUGUUGCAAAUGCUGUGCUUCCUCUCCUUCAGCAUCAUCAGCGUGCGUUACUUCGUAAUCUCCCGAUACUGGCGCGCCUUUGACCUCGGCGACAUGAAGCUCUGGCGCAAACUCAGCUACACCAUCAACUUGUCCUCCGUUCUAAUUGCCAUCCGCGCCAUAUACCGCACCAUGGAGAUUCCACAUGACAAGGAGUACGGACUCAUCUACCUGCAAAGUCAUGAGUGGUGUUUCUGGACGUUCGAUGCGCUGCCAAUCUUGGCGGUGUUGAUUGUGUUUGCGGUUUGGCAUCCGGGUCGCUAUCUGCCGAGAAGCUAUACUGGGUUGAAGCUGGACAAGGUCAGAGCGAUGAAAGAGAAGGAUGAGAUCUCGAGUAUGGCGGGUGGACAGCAAGAGGCGGAGCUGAGGGAUCUCAAACCUGAGGACUUUCAGACUCGAAGGCCUGAAGAGCGAGUGUGAAUUACUAUCAUCCACAGAUAGCACAGUUCCUACGAAGAAGGGCAUGGUUUAACGAAGGUAAAAAUGGCGUUUCACGGUUUCUGGGAGGAUAUGUUCGAUACCAUGCAUCCAGCGGACUGGCGUUAUGGGUUUGCUUUUGGAGAUACCUUUACUUCACGUGAAAGUCGUAUAGUUAUGGAAAAUGAAUGGGAACGAAUCGAUUUACAAGUUGCCUUUACCUGAACUCAGUUAGGGCCAACGAU